AUGCCAUCCCCCACGAACGUCGUCGACAAAUCCAUGACCGGCAUGGACAAUGUCGCCUACGUCGAAGCCAUUACCGAGCGCCAAAACAUUGCCGUUGGAUUUGCCCUCAACGAAGCUGCCUCCAAGAAGACGACGGACAAUGGACCCGUCAAUCAAGUUGCCGACGACCAUACUUCCCCGUACAAUUCAACCACCGAAGAUGACUUCGACAAUUCCUUUAUCGGAGACGGCGACACCACCUUGAUGGAGGAGGAAGAAAUGACGUCAACGGAUAUUUCCGCUGCUACCCUGGGGAAGAAACUCGACGAGGAUUUUAGCCGCGAAGAAUUUCACAUGUCUGCCGGCCUGACUUUGAUUGCUAGGGAAUCUAUGCCCCGUGGUAGAACCAUCGCGUAUGGGAUCGUUGACCUCGAGAAUCUUCCGAGCCCCAGGUGUGGUAAAUCAAUCCUUCGAAACCCUUCUUGGAUCCUCCGAGGAGAUGACCUGGCCCCUUCCUCGACAAACACAUCCGUCUCAAACCCCUCUAGCGCUCGCUCGACUAGCAGCGGUAUGCCCUCCAAGGAGCGAAAGCGAGUCUCCUUCAACGAAUCUGCAACCAUCUUUCACAUUGACCGCAAGGACGUAACGGACGUUGAACAGUUGCCGGUGGACCAGUUGGGUGUCCUUAGUGGACAUUUUCUGAAACACAAGUGCGUCGAACUGCCUGAAGACAUGCGGGAGCGGGUCAAGCGUGCUAGGGAACGUUCACCACAUCCUGUUCUGCGAGCGCAGAGCUUGCGCGAGGGAUCACCUCCUUCACACGAUGAACCACGAUCUCCAACCUCAGCGGCCAUGGCGCGUCAAGAGAUGCGAUUGGAUGUAGGACCUGUUGAGACGUCGCGCAAGCGCCGUAGGAUGCGGUCAUCAACGGAGAUCUUCCUAGAUCCCGAGUCAACUACUGACGAAGUUGCGCGAGAUGCCUUAACACCCACACCAUCUCCCCUUGGAUCUCCGAACCAGGACUAUUUUGCAGAGGCGCCGUGCGCAGGCCGCCCAAAAGGCCUGCCGAGCGAUAUUCGGAAGAUGAUGGUCCCUAAGCUCCAGCGGCCUCGUCCGUCUAGGCGGAUGGGAGAACCCAAGAAGCGUCGCGCACCGAUUCGCCCAUUUAUCUCGACAGUUCCCGUCAAAUCUCCACGCGAGGAAUACCAAUUCCUUCCACCUUUGGACGCGAAGUCGACGGGAGACCCCACAAAACCUCCUAUUGUCAACUCUGGGUUCGACACUUUCAAGGUGGUUGCACAUCCGGACGAGAUUCGCGGGCGCAGCGGCCAUAUGGUCAGCCGGAAGGAUGCCGAGAAGCUUAUGAUGGAAGUCGUGCGACGUCGCAAAGACCAUCCCAAGCGAGGCUCGGUGGACGAGCGCGUCAUUGGAAAGCGGAAUGAGCACAAAGAGAAGAAAUACCGGCUGAAGCUCAAGAAUCUCAACAGCGCGUCUCCAACCCUAGAGUGCGUCCCCCGCCCGCUCGGCCUAGGACCAGAUGGCAACCCUGUUGCUCCACCUUCGCUACACAAUGCGAUAAAAGACCUUCACCGCACGCAGAAGAUGUACGAAGAAGCCCUAAAGAUGCUGGACAUUGCGAGAGAUAUGAAGAAGAAUGCGACGAGGAGGGCGCUCGAUGAACUGAAAGAUGCGCACGAGACGUACGGUGAGCCACAAGAUGGCUUCUACUAUCCUGUCGAAGAGUAG
Molecule: messenger RNA, 1725 nt
Organism: Mytilinidion resinicola
Lineage: Eukaryota; Fungi; Ascomycota; Dothideomycetes; Mytilinidiales; Mytilinidiaceae
Exons: 1
Coding region: 1-1725 (574 amino acids)
Source: RefSeq, a predicted model, not a curated record